UUUCCUCCUCGCCAGAUCUGGCGCAUGCGUACAUGUAAAAUGAAUGCGGACUUCGCAGCACUCUCAAUAUUAAAUUGUUUGAUGGCCAUUCAAUUGAUAAAUCAUGUCGAAAGCACCAUCUCAGCCCGGUUCUUCGGGUGCCGCGGCUAAUCUUGGACCCUCAUCUUCCUCCUCGUGCUCCUCUCCCUCCGCAGGCGGCACGACGUCCCCCACUAACGUGUUGCACGUACAGCACGAGAAGCCCCAGCACUACACAUACCUAAAGGAGUUCAGGACAGAGCAGUGUCCCUUGUUUGUGCAGCACAAGUGCACCCAGCACCGUCCCUUCACCUGCUUCCACUGGCACUUUCUAAACCAGAGACGGCGGAGGCCGAUUCGCCGGCGAGAGGGAACCUUUAAUUACAGCCCCGAUGUGUACUGUGUUAAAUACGAUGAGGGCACAGGGAUGUGUCCCGAUGGAGAGGAGUGUCCAUUUCUGCACCGAACAGCUGGAGACACAGAGAGGCGGUAUCACCUGCGCUACUUUAAGACUGGUUCCUGUAUACAUGAGACUGAUGGGAAGGGCCACUGCAGUAAGAACGGUCCUCACUGUGCCUUUGCUCACGGCUCCCAUGACCUCCGAAGCCCUGUCUAUGACAUCAGAGAGAUGCUGGAGUUGGAAGCUCAAGCUGCCACAGGAUUGGUUGAGGGGCCAUCUGGAGAAGGACAGUCAGGGGUUGUGGCCAGCACUGCACUUAUAGAAAAGAUCCUGAGUGAAGAUCCACGCUGGCAAGACAACAGUUUUGUGCUCUCACACUACAAGACAGAGCUUUGCAAGAAACCUCCACGGCUGUGCCGACAGGGUUAUGCAUGUCCCUACUAUCACAACAGCAAAGACCGCAGACGGAGCCCUCACAAACACAAAUACAGAGCCCUGCCGUGUCCCUCAGUCAAACACAGUGACGAGUGGGGAGACCCCAGUAAAUGUGAAAGCGGAGAAAGCUGCCAGUACUGCCACACGCGGACAGAACAGCAGUUUCAUCCAGAGAUCUGCAAAUCCACCAAAUGCAAUGACAUGCAGCAGAGUGGCAACUGUCCCAGAGGGCCGUUCUGUGCUUUUGCACAUUUAGAAAAAUUCAGUGUCAGUGAGGAGCAGCUGGCUUCACAAUGCAGUUCACCUCUUCUUGCAUCUUUCUGCCCCAACCCAUUUGAAGACUCCUCCCACAGUGACCACAGUGCCACCAGAGAGGAAGGGCUGCUGGGAUGCAUUCUGUUUAAGGAUUUCUCCAGCAUUGAAGCCGGCUCAGGAGGAGAGGGUGGUUAUGGGAAAGCCCCUGGUUUUGAGAGGGAAGACCAGGCCAAACAGAAAGGUUUUGUAAUGGAUCAACGCAGCAGAGAAAUCUUUUCCAUGCACAGCAAACAGUUUCAGGAUUUAUUAGUGUUUCUACCUGUCGGCAGUCCUCUUAGUUUGUCAUCCAGUGUACCCUCUAGCCGUGCAGCCACCCCACCCAGCCCUGCACCACCUGGUCCCUCUUCUGGCAUGAACGCCAACGCUCUUCCCUUCUACCCAACAAGUGACACGGUGGAGUCUGUAGUGGAGUCUGCACUGGAUGAUCUGGACCUGAAUGACUUUGGAGUCUCAGCUAUUAAGAAAAGUAUGGAGAGUUCAAGCCUGCCGAGCAAGGGGCACAUGUUGGGAAGCAGUCAGUUACAGAGUUCAGCACCUGUCAACAUUCCUGGCUCCUUAAGUAGUCCCUCCCCUUUCAGAUCACACUCACCUUCUCCACCAAUCAGAGCUCACCGCUCUCCAUUUCUCUCUACACAGCUGUCACAACCCAGCCAAUCAGAAAGCAGCUUUUUGGGGUCCUCCCAUGGUUCUUUAGGUUUAAAUGGAAUGAGCAGCAGUAUUUGGGAACAUUUUCCCACAGGUCAGAGUUCCCCAGGUACCCCACCUGCUCUGCUCUCCAUGGGGAGUAUGUAUGCUGAAGCGUCCCGUCUCAAACAGGAAGUGGAGGAGGCACACAGGGUGCUGAAACACUGGGACCACAGCUGGAGACAAAUGGCUCAGUCAUGGGCAGUCUUAAAAACAGAUGCAGAACAGGCACGUAUUCUGGUGCGGCAGCUGGGUAUGGAGGCCGAACGAGCACUGCAGGCUGAAGAGGAGGCGCAGCAGCAAGCUGCUCUCUUGGAGGAGGUGCUAGAGAGGCUACGUCAUUCAGAAAACCCACAUCUACAGCUUCACCAGCUGCAGUUACUGCACAGAUUACCACUCAGCUCCAUCUGCAGCCUGCAAGCACAGAUCUGCACCUGCUUACGCACUGUAGAACAGGCUGUGUUCAGGAAGCAGAGAUUAUAUUGUAUAUCUUGUGACAAGAUGGGCUCACUGACGUUGCCAUGCCAACACGGCCUGCACUGUGAGCGAUGUGCAGCCUCAACAGAAUGCCCGCUGUGCACUGAACACCAGCAGAGCCUGACUAUCCCAGAGUCAUAAACUGAGACUUAAUUAGAAUCUAAUAUAAUUUAGACACUAGACAUGAACCCUCGUCCUUCACAGUAUUUUCACUCUCACUUCGGUAUUACAAUGAUCUAAUUAAUUUUAACAAAACUAGGGCUAAAAAUUUUUUUUUUCCUCUGAAAGCCGCUUGUACUGGUGUAACAGACGUGACCCCGAUCGUAAUUUUUUUUAUUAAGACAUUUUAAAUCAAAAGUGGAAUGUCCUUCCAGAACCAUCCAUGAACAUUCCGAAAUGUUUACAAAUUAAAUCCAGUUGUUGUAUCUAAGGUGCAGCAGAAAUGCCUUGUCAGACCGGGGAAAUUUUGUAAUCAAUACAUAUUAGCAUAAUAGGUAGCUAUAAAGGAAAUUUACCAUUCAUUUUGUAGGAUUUUUUAAGUAUAAAUUCCAGGGGUGUUCUACAGAAAUACAGUGACUGCUACACAACAAAUAUGGAAAGGAAAUCUUUUAAUUCUGAGGAUUUUGUUUUCAGAAUCAUGAUAAACUGGAGUGCUGGAGAAAGAAGGCAAACAUACUUGUAUUUUUGAACUAAUGUGCAUAUUUUAAUUUUUGAAAUUGCAUUUGCAUUGAGUCAUUUUGCCUGUUAACUAAACCAAUAGCAGCUUUCAGAACAGUUGACAUUUUAUGUGCACAAAUGUCAGGCAUCAGUGGAGAAGAAUAGAAUUCAUGUGCGCUGAUUACCAAACACGAGAGAAAUUAUAAGCUAAGGCAGUCGGAAGAGAGCUCGACUCCUGCACGUUAAGAUUUAUUUGGAUGUUUUUGGUUGAAUUCAGUUUAAAGGUAAAAGUUAUAUGGAAGGGGCCAACUGAUGACUCUUUUAAACAGCUUCACUGUGAAUCAUCAGAAAUCAUCUGCUCCGCUUUGUUCAAAUACAGUGUUUCAUUCUGAUUUUGUAAAGACAAUAAACAUGUAUAUUUUUGGAUGAAACGGGUGUAUUUAUACUUCUUUUAAAUUACAAAUGUUAAAAAUAUCAUAAUUGUACAAUAAUUAAACACAAGACUCUUAAAAGU
Molecule: messenger RNA, 3500 nt
Organism: Xyrauchen texanus (razorback sucker)
Lineage: Eukaryota; Metazoa; Chordata; Actinopteri; Cypriniformes; Catostomidae
Product: RING finger protein unkempt homolog
Exons: 15
Coding region: 104-2470 (788 amino acids)
Biological process (GO): cell morphogenesis involved in neuron differentiation
Molecular function (GO): mRNA CDS binding; metal ion binding
Source: RefSeq, a predicted model, not a curated record